GGUAUGCCAGCACUCUUGAUUACAUCUGUCAUCACUGUCAUCGCACGGCACAUCCCUGAAACACUAUUACCCUCCGGACUUGAACCGUUUCUCCAUCUUUCUCCCAACUACCGUCUCUCAUUCAAUGCCCACAGCUACAGCUAACACUCAGCUCCAGCUCCCGCAUCUCAUCUCAUAUUGUGAUGCGUUCGAACUGCGGACGAACCCGCAUUGCCGUACUGUUGCAGACAAGGCGAAGAAAUGGGUCGUAGAUAGCAACACAGGCGGCUUCCUAAGCGAACAGGAGCGGCGGGCAUUCUGCGGACUUCAAGCUACGCUCCUGAUCUCCCUGUGCUAUCCUACCUGCGAUGCAGCGCAACUGCUUGCCAUCACGCAAAUGUUCACGUUGAUGAUCCAUUGUAUGGACAGCUCCCAGAUCACGGCUCAGAGCGCCGCCACGCAGCGAGCAUUCGAUGGAAUAUGGACCUGCCUCCGACGAACAACAAAUGCGGACUGGCAAACCCGCUUCCGGCGGCACCUACGCGCAUUCCGUACCGCCCUCAUGCGCACUGAAGCCGACUCCGACCGGGGCAUCAUGCCAGACAUCGAGUCGUACAUCGCACUCCGACAGGACUCCUCCGGCACGAAACUGCUCUUCGAUCUGAUCGAGUAUGCAGAAGGACUGCGGAUACCGCCUUCGCAACAUGCAUCGCCGCUCCUCCAACGUCUGAAAAGUGACGCCUGCAACAUCAUCUCAUGGUCCACGGACAUCGCCGCGUACGCGCGAAUACACGUGGCGCGCGACAGGCACAACCUCGUUACCGUCCUCAUGGCCGAGCGCCGCCUGCCCGUGCAGACCGCCAUGCACGCGGCAGGGGCGCUAGUGAAGGAGACCGUACAGACGUUCCUUGCGAACGAGCACAUGUUUCUCAGCCAAGGCCAGCCGGUGGACAAGGACGUGCGGCGGUAUAUCCAGGGCUUGCGGGAUUGCAUUGUCGGCGCGGUGCAUUGGUUGUAUGAGACGGACAGGUUCUUUGGCGAUAACGGGGACGAGGUGAGGGACCUGGGGUGGGUGUUCGUGGCGGCGAGCUAGUAAGGAGCCAGUGAGCGGUAACGAUGGCGGUCUCGGACUCACAUAUUUAUAGACACUGAUAUAGCUCAGGUUGGAAUUUCUAGCGAGCGGACAAUCGUUUGGCCUUCAGACAGAUAUAAUUUCAGAAAUGGACUGUUCACGAUGUCAGUACGAGUCUCCGUUUUCUGGUCUAUCAG
Molecule: messenger RNA, 1248 nt
Organism: Laetiporus sulphureus 93-53
Lineage: Eukaryota; Fungi; Basidiomycota; Agaricomycetes; Polyporales; Laetiporaceae
Product: terpenoid synthase
Exons: 3
Coding region: 125-1072 (315 amino acids)
Source: RefSeq, a predicted model, not a curated record